Histoplasma mississippiense is the source of this 717-nucleotide messenger RNA. RefSeq lists its product as hypothetical. The record is from RefSeq and is a predicted model, not a curated record. The transcript has a single exon. Bases 1 to 717 code for a protein of 238 amino acids. NCBI's taxonomy places the organism in Eukaryota, Fungi, Ascomycota, Eurotiomycetes, Onygenales, Ajellomycetaceae.
AUGCACCUCCACUUCCUCCUCCUCAGCACCCUAGGGGCGGCAAUGACCGUUUCCGCGGGAGCAGAUGACAGUGGCAGUCACGAAAUUCCAUCUGCCGUUGUUCCCGAAUGCCCAAGGAAAAGUAAGAUCGUAUUCAACAAAUCGGUUCCGGAGGGAACGACAUUCCCAUCGACUCAAGUCGACCUGUGUUACAGUACCAAAGGAUCCGAGAUUUCUCCCAUGCUCCAUCUGACAUUCACGGCCUUCGACGAAAAGUACUUCUAUUUCAAUCCCAGUCAGGGAACCAACGACGACAUAUGGAAGUACUCGGUGAUGGAGGCGUUUAUACAACUCGGCGAUGAGCCACCCCAAACAUACCUCGAAUUCGAAGUAAAUCCGAACAACGUCACCUACCAGUCGUUUAUUUACAAUCCUUCGCGCGUGCGUGCAGAAAAUGCGCCUAUGGAUCACGCUUUCAUCUCUGAUCCCUUCGGGGAUGGGAUGUUGGCGAAAACAACUCUCAAUCGCCAAGACAAGACUUGGAAGUCGGAAGUUCAGAUCCCGCUUGCCCUGUUUAACGCGCCCGAGGAUCUUCGUGGUACACGCUGGAGAAUGAAUUUCUUCCGCACCAUCACCAACCCGCAGACAUUCCCUGAUCAGAAACUGGGGGCUUGGAGCCCGCCUAAUGAGCCGAACUUUCAUAUGACACCAUUUUUUGGUCAUGUGGCUUUUGUUUAG